This is a messenger RNA of Bipolaris oryzae ATCC 44560, 3681 nucleotides long. RefSeq lists its product as uncharacterized. The coding region runs from base 1 to 3681 and encodes 1226 amino acids. NCBI's taxonomy places the organism in Eukaryota, Fungi, Ascomycota, Dothideomycetes, Pleosporales, Pleosporaceae. The record is from RefSeq and is a predicted model, not a curated record. The transcript has 2 exons.
AUGAAUAAUGAGAGUCAUCUAGCCACGCCUCUCGCCCAGCCUCCGCGCAUGGUUCCAGGUCAACCCGAGACGGCAAAGGCCGCAACAUGGCGUGACGACGAUUCACAAAGCGCAACAUCGGAUGGACUUGCGCCUCUUAAAAACAACAUCCCCAAAUCAAGACACCAAGCCUACGAGUUGCCCGCGCCCAACUCUACCAUGGCCCUUCCGGCAAAAACUGGUGGUUCUCUCCUAUCGCAGAUAUCUGCCAUGGUUUCCGAAGAAGGCAGCGCCCCUUAUUCUCGAAAUAUUCCUGGAAAACCGAACCCAUCUGCUGUCUGCAGAAUGCAGCCUCAAUUGUCUAACAAGCAGUCAAGAGCUCCGGUCCAGAUUCCGAGGCAGAGUCCCCCAUCACAUGACACCCACACCUCGGAUGGCCAAGGCAAUGAUUUGGAUCUUUACGCUGAUUACAAUGGAAUUGUGAAAGACUUGCGCGACGAAAUGGGCCAGCCGUUGCGAGUUUCAGAGGCAAGGGUACCCAGUCCAGAACCGCAACAGUCACCAACUAAGCCCGAGGCUGCCAAUGUUCAGGUAACACGUGAAUCCCAAGAUGGUGAGCAGCAAAGAUACAGCACAGAUCGACCAAUGAGCUUCAUUGCUGGACCUGCGGACCAAGAUGGAAAGCCCCAAGACCAAAUCAACCAGUCUGCAUCUCCAGACGAUAUAAGAGUACGUCGGGCGUUCAGGCAACGUAGAAACCACGCUGAGCAGCACCAAUUAUCGCAAGGAGGCGCGGUCUACUCUGAACUUCCAGCAGAACCUUUGGACACAUCUUGGAAUUCUGUCCAAUCGCCCCCUACCCCUGGCGCACCCCCACCAAAAAAUAUCUUACGGACUGCCCAACCACUAGAUCCUACACGACCAGCAUAUAUUGACCCACCUCGUGUCUCUGGCGAGGCAAAUUCCCAAGAGCGACUAUCAGGAACACCAGGUGCACAUGACCAGCAACCUCAGACUACCCACAUCGCGAACCUCGCUUUGCACCAACCCCGUGCCAAAAGAGUUUCGCCAGUUGCUCAGAUUGUACCAGAUUUUCCACUAGAACAAAGUAAAACCCCUAGUUCCCAAUUCCAAGACCUGGGGCAGGAGCAACAACAAACAGAUCGCCCGUCUCGUCAGGAUAUGGAAAAGCGAAAGUCUACCAACUCAGCUCAGUCGUCUGUCUACGAAGCAUCGAAAUCACACGAGAAGAUUUCUUCAAAAGGCAAAAUUUCGUCAAUAUUCAAGAAAUUUGGUGGAAAUGGUCAGGCUUCUUCACAGCAACGGCAAAACCUGGAAACCAUUUCGGCUGGUUCAAAUUUGAAUUCAGAAGGGCCAGGGCGCCUAAAACCAGCUUCGUCGGUCAAGCGUCCAAGCGUGGAUCAGCAGUCACAGGCCAACCAGAAAUCAUCACUCUUUGACCUCAAGAAGCAGAGGAAUCCUGCGGCCUUCUAUAGCAUCCCUUACCAGCAAUCGACAGCCAACGUACCUAACCACUCUAGCCAGUCGAACCAACCAGACGUUGCAAGUGGCGCCAAGCCGAAGCGCAAUUCGGGGCUAGGUGCGAUUUUUGGUAAGGAUGGCCCAAGCGUUGAUGGCAUGGUCACAAAGUUCAAACUUUCGUCGUCGAAAGAGGACAAGAAAGCGCAAAAGGCCAAAGGAGACUCUACAAAAACUCAGGUUAAACCCUCUCAACAGACGGAGUCACCCAGACCGUCGAUAUCGGAUACCCGUCCAGAGGAGCCCUCUGCUUUUCUCCGAACGAAGCAAUUGGCAGAAGAGCAUCAGGCUCAGCAAAGCGGCCAGCCCUCGCCACAGGUUAACAUACGUCCAGUGCGCACCAGCUCCCUAAUGCACAAUCACGGCCCAUUGUUCGACCGUUUGCGUCAAGAAUUUCCUAAUCCUCCGAAUGGAGAGUAUUACUGGCCUAAUGAUGAGCAAACUGAGGACAACAGAGGGGCAUAUGCCGCAACUGUGGCUGCACGACAACAGUACGAGCAACUACAAAUGCAGCGUCAGAAGGAGCAGGCUGCGUAUGGGCAAGGCGAGUAUAGAGAUCCUUACCAUGAGCAGCAGCAACAGCAAUUACAAUCGUCCCGCCCAUUGCCAGGGCAAAACGGCGCGCCAAUAUCGGGCCAGAGCUAUGUUUCACAAAAUGCUACCUCAGCAGAGCCCAGCUACGAAGCAACUCCGAUACCUGCUGCGUACGGUCAUGUAUCUGGAGCUUACGUAGCUCACUCAAACCGGCAGGACCAACCCAUAUAUCCACCUCAACAUGUUCAGGCAGCACAUGUGAAUCAUCCCACGACGCAGUAUGCAGAUCCAUGGAUGCCACCCAUUUCUCCACAAAUAUCCGGGCAAUCCCAAAUGUACCAGAGUAGUCGGUCACACUCCGAUGACAGCAACAUGCACGUAGUAUCACCGAUAUCGCGUUCAGCUUCCUUGUACAGCUAUCCGCCUCAUCAUGGCGCUCAGCGAACUCAAAAACCAAGGAUGGGCAGUAUCUCAGAGGUGUCUCAGCAAGACCGUCCCUGGCAUCUCAAUUUUCCAGCAGGAGCCACUGAACAGGAGAUUGUCCGGGCACGUCAGGGACAGUACAUGCAGGCUCUUUUCAACGCUCAGCAGCAGCAACAAGCUGAACGAGCUGCAGGAACACCUUCGCCACAUACCCCCCAGCACACAACGCCUACAAACACAGUUCCACAUGAACAUGCGCAAGGAGGUGGAUUUCGUGAGCUUUUACCUUCAGGCUCUCCACAACCCUAUCGAGUCCCUCAUUCUGAGUCGCCUCGUUACGAACAGCCUUUGCCAACUCGCCGCCAUCCGGCCUACGAGCAGCAAGUCCCGACACGUUCUGAGCCGUCUCCACAGCCCGCAGCAUACCCCUUACCUGAAUCACGCAAUUCGACAAGACCCGCUGGCACAGUGAAUCCACCUCCCAACCUACCUUACUCACCAACAAGAAAUGCUUUCCCUGAUGAGCAGAUGUAUCAGAAUGAUGGACAGCAAUACCAUCAAAAUCCCUCUCCAAAAGAAGACAUGUAUCAGGCGCCAGUGAACAGAUCAUCAGAAUACGACGCACAAAUACCCGACGAGGCACCACCAUCAUACGAUGGAAUUGGUGUCCCCAACGAAGGCAUGGACAAGAGUCGCCCUGAUGCGGUUCGGCCACCCAACAUCAAUACAAACGUAGAUGGAGAACACCGUAGUCAAAGACUAGAGUCCCGACCACGGCAGCCAUCCAUCGGAAUGCUGCAACAUCCCCAGCCCGCCUCAAUGGCUGCAUCUCCCCAACGCACAUUAUCAGACAUGGGUGCCGAAUCGCUCCGUCGGCAACUCCUCCAACAAGAAAACAUCCAGCACAUGGAGCGCGUGCAGCGCGAACGAGAGCGCCGCGAGGCCAUUGCACGCGAAAGGCAACAGCGCGAAGCAGCAAGAGCACGAGCCAGAGAGCUCGAACGCAGCGUCUCUAGCGGUGGUCAAGUUGGCAGCUUGCGCACUAUUGGUGGUAGCUUUAGCAGCGCGGGAAGUAGUUGGGGGCGGACCGGUAGUCAGCAUAGGCAAGUGUUUGAAUUAUCUGCUCUUGACGAUGACGAGCCCGUCAUGAAGGCUACGAGUUAUCCUGGCCAAGAAUGGACGCCCCCGAUGUGGGAUGGAGAUUAA